Myodes glareolus (Bank vole) is the source of this 1739-nucleotide messenger RNA. RefSeq names its product zinc finger protein 326 (gene Znf326). Gene Ontology annotation, molecular function: DNA binding. Gene Ontology annotation, cellular component: DBIRD complex; nucleus. NCBI's taxonomy places the organism in Eukaryota, Metazoa, Chordata, Mammalia, Rodentia, Cricetidae. Gene Ontology annotation, biological process: regulation of DNA-templated transcription elongation. The record is from RefSeq and is a predicted model, not a curated record.
UUUAGGAAUGGAUCGUGAUUAUGGCCCUGGAUCUUAUGGAGGGCUGGAUCGUGACUAUGGCCAUGGAUCCUAUGGGGGUCAAAGAUCCAUGGAUUCCUACCUAAACCAGUCCUAUGGCAUGGACAAUCACAGUGGUGGUGGUGGGGGUAGCAGGUUUGGACCUUAUGAGUCUUACGACUCCAGGUCUUCUCUGGGUGGGCGAGAUCUGUACAGAUCUGGCUAUGGUUUUAAUGAACCCGAACAAAGCCGCUUCGGAGGUAGUUAUGGUGGUCGAUUUGAGAGCUCCUACCGGAAUAGCCUUGACUCUUUCGGAGCCUGCACCUGUAGGCUCUCGGGGGAGAGGAACGCCUGCUUAUCCUGAAAGUACGUUUGGAAGCAGAAACUAUGAUGCUUUUGGAGGACCAUCAACAGGCAGAGGCCGAGGCCGAGGACAUAUGGGUGAUUUUGGAAGCAUUCAUAGACCUGGAAUUAUUGUUGACUAUCAAAACAAAUCUACCAGUGUGCCGAUUACUACUACAAGAGGAAUAAAAAGAAAAAUGAUGCAAAUAUUUAAUAAGCCCGGGGGAACCUUUAUCAAGAAACCUAAGCUAGCAAAACCUAUGGAGAAGAUGAACCUCAGCAAAUCACCUGCAAAAACUGACCCUAAAAAUGAAGAAGAAGAAAAGCGGCGAGUUGAGGCACGGCGGGAGAAGCAAAGACGUAGACGAGAGAAAAACAGCGAGAAAUAUGGAGACGGAUACAGAAUGGCAUUCACAUGUUCAUUUUGUAAAUUUCGAACCUUUGAAGAAAAAGAUAUUGAACUGCAUCUGGAAAGUUCUUCACACCAGGAAACAUUGGAUCAUAUUCAGAAACAAACCAAAUUUGAUAAAGUAGUUAUGGAAUUUUUACAUGAAUGUAUGGUGAAUAAGUUUAAAAAAGCUUCUAUUCGUAAGCAACAGACACUUAAUCACCCAGAAGCUUACAAAAUAAUUGAAAAGGAUGUUAUGGAAGGUGUCACUGCGGAUGACCACAUGAUGAAAGUCGAGACCGUUCACUGUAGUGCGUGUAGCGUCUACAUCCCUGCCUUCCAUAGCUCUGUUCAGCAACACCUGAAGUCUCCUGACCAUGUCAAAGGGAAGCAGGCUUAUAAGGAACAAAUAAAAAGAGAAAGUGUACUGACUGCUACAAGCAUCUUAAAUAAUCCAAUCGUGAAAGCGAGGUACGAGCGCUUUGUUAAGGGAGAGAAUCCUUUUGAAAUUCAAGAUCAUUCUCAGGAUCAGCAGAUAGAAGGAGAUGAAGAGGAUGAAGAGAAGAUUGAUGAACCCAUUGAAGAAGAGGACGAGGAAGAGGAGGAGGAGGGGGAGGAGGAUGAAGAAGGAGAGGAAGUGGGGGAAACAGAAGAGGUGGAAGAAGAAGAGGAAGGAGGGGAAGCUGGAGUAGUGGAGGGAGAAGGAGACCUAGAGGGAGGGGAGGGAACAGCAGAAUCAGGGGACGAUGAGAACCUGGGAGAAGCAGAGAAUGAGGAGGAGGAGGAGGGGAAGGAGGAGUCUGCCACCUGUCCUGCUGAGCAGUGUGAGCACAGUCAGGUGUAGUGUGUUAGACGAGUGGAGCUUUGCACCCUGUCCUACUGUAGAAAAGAAAAGACAUUUAAUAGAUUAUGAUAUUAAUUGAUACCAUGUUGCAUGCAUUCCACCUAUAAAAUUUGUUUUGUAUAAUUUCUAAAUGUUUGGCACUUGUUUAAUAAAAUGAAGUUAAGAUGA